Molecule: messenger RNA, 1152 nt
Organism: Phalaenopsis equestris
Lineage: Eukaryota; Viridiplantae; Streptophyta; Magnoliopsida; Asparagales; Orchidaceae
Product: mRNA turnover protein 4 homolog
Exons: 8
Coding region: 237-926 (229 amino acids)
Biological process (GO): ribosomal large subunit biogenesis; nuclear-transcribed mRNA catabolic process; ribosomal large subunit assembly
Cellular component (GO): nucleolus; preribosome, large subunit precursor
Molecular function (GO): RNA binding
Source: RefSeq, a predicted model, not a curated record
CUUUGAUUUUCGAGCCAAAUUUCAAUCCAACGGUAGAGAGUACCUCGGUGCCCUAAAAUCCACGGCUAAGAUUAACUCAAAUAGAUCUAACGGCUUCUCUUUCUCCGACCGAGGGUUUAUCCAUCUCGUAUCUUCAUCCUCUCCGAAAGCCGGAGAUUCAAUCGAGCGGGCGGCGGUUUGAGCAGCUUUAGCUCCGGCGAUCUCCUUGGAGACCAUUCAAUUACCACAUUGUCAAGAUGCCUAAGUCAAAGCGCAACCGUCCCGUGACUCUUUCUAAGACCAAGAAGAAGGGAAGAGAUCACAAGGAAGUCAUCGUGAAUUCUGUAAGACAAGCUCUGGAGGAUUAUAACUCCGCUUAUGUGUUUACUUUUGAGAAUAUGAGGAAUCAGAAGUUGAAGGAGCUCAGGGAGCAGCUCAAGCCGAGCAGCAGAUUUUUUCUUGGAUCCAACAAAGUCAUGCAGGUUUCUUUGGGCCGAUCAGCAGCUGAUGAGGUUAAGCCUGGCAUUCACAAGCUUGCAAAGUUCCUUCGAGGUGAUUCUGGACUUUUUUGUACUAAGCUUUCAAAGGAGGAGGUUGAGAGGUUGUUUAAACAAUUUGAAGAGCAUGACUUUGCUAGGGCAGGAAGCAUUGCUACUGAAAAGGUUGAGCUGAAAGAGGGUCCUUUGGAAGAGUUCACCCAUGAAAUGGAACCAUUUCUCAGAAAAUUAGGCUUGCCAGUUCGCUUGAACAAAGGAGUUAUUGAAUUGGUUUCUGACUACGUUGUGUGUGAAGGAGGGCAGCAUCUGUCUCCUGAAUCAGCUCGUAUACUGCGUUUGCUUGGGAUCAAAAUGGCCACAUUCCAUCUCCAGCUUGUUUGCAGAUGGAGCUCUGAUGAUUUUGAAGUUUACAGAGAAGCAUUGAAACUCUCAGAUAACGAGUCUUCCUGAACAUUGUACCUAAAUUUACUACCAAAUUUGCCAGUGUUUCACCGAGGCCCUUGGCUGCAAUUUUGUUUUUUCAUAACUUUAUUGUCAUGCCAAAAUUCUGGCUUGUAGGAGGGCGUUCUAGCUAUUUUAGUAUGAAAUUUUCAUUAAUUUUGCUCGGUAUUGAUCAGGAAAUAUGUCAUAUUUACUUUAUUAAUAGCUUAUAAGGACAUAAAUAUACAUGUUUUGA